Molecule: messenger RNA, 2232 nt
Organism: Fonticula alba
Lineage: Eukaryota; Rotosphaerida; Fonticulaceae
Exons: 6
Coding region: 211-2175 (654 amino acids)
Biological process (GO): UDP-N-acetylglucosamine biosynthetic process; carbohydrate metabolic process
Molecular function (GO): phosphoacetylglucosamine mutase activity; magnesium ion binding
Source: RefSeq, a predicted model, not a curated record
GCAGUGCUCUCGCCGCCACUCCAUCUCCCAGCCCCUCCCCGUCUUCCUCUUCUUCUCUCUUCUUCUCUCUCUCUCGCUCUGCCCUUCCCCAUAGCCCCGCCGCCGCACCUCGCACAAUCCUCCCGUCUUGCCCAUACGUGUUCAGCCUCUCGCGCUGUCACCCGUUGACGCUCGUCUGCCUCCCCCUUUCGGCCAAGGCAAAGCCGGAGCAUGACCACCACUCCUGGCCCUUCUGUGGGCGACAUUUGCCCGGUGCGGGGCUCCAUCGCCUCGGCGGUGGCGCACUUUACCAGCCCCCAAAUCCAGUGGACCGAUGCCCUCCUGGCGAACAUCACUUAUGGCACAGCCGGGUUCCGUCGCACGGCGGACCCGGUGCUGGAGUCGAUUGCGACCAAAGUUGGUGUGGCGGCCGCCUUGCGAUCGUUCGCCGCCGGCGGUGCCGCGGUCGGUGUCAUGAUCACCGCCUCGCACAAUCCCCCCCAGGACAAUGGCCUGAAGAUCAUUGACACGCAGGGUCAAAUGCUGGAGGCUGCCUGGGAGCCGGUGCUCGGCCAGGCCGCGCGUCUGGCCGAUGCCCUCGCCGUGGCGGACUCCCUCCUGUCGCUGGUGGACCAGGCUACGAUCGAGCGCCUCCGGCAGGCGCAUGCCGCCCCCCCGGGCCAGCCCCUGGCCCGGGUGCUGGUCGGGGUCGACAAUCGCCCCUCCUGCCCCGGGCUCAAAGCCGCCCUGCUGGCCGGGGCGCGAAGCAUCCUCCCCCCGGGCAAGGGCGUGGAGCUGCUCGACAUGCGGUCGGUCACCACGCCGGCGGUCCAUUGGGCCGUGGCCCGGGCCAACGGCCUGGACCCGCUCGCGGACCGCGAGGCCACCCUCACCCCGGCCACAUACUACGCUGGGUUCCAGCGGCAUUUCGAUGCCUUCCUGGCGGCCACGCGCGAUGUGCUCCGGCAUCUUGGUGUCGAGGGGCCCGCCCGUCCGGUGUCGAGCCCCACACCCUGCCCGGUCUUCGUCGACCAUGCGAACGGCGUCGGGGCCACUGUCCUCGAGAGCAUGCACCUGGCGCCGGGCUUCUGCCAGAUCUACAAUGAUCCGCUGCCGGCCGAGCAGCGCGGCAGCGUCGUCAAUGCCGGCUGCGGCGCGGACUUCGUCAAAUCCAAGCGCCUUCCACCCGGGCGAGGGUCCUUCGCCGGCCUGCCACCUGCCCUGCGGAUUGCCUCUCUCGAUGGUGAUGGCGACCGACUGAUCUACUCCUCCUUGAGCACCACCACCCGGGCAUUCGACAUCCUGGAUGGCGAUCGCAUUGCCGUGCUUCUCCUCCGGCUAAUGCGGUCGCUGAUCGCGGUGGUGGUGCACCUUCGCCCGGAGGUGGCAGCCUCGCUGCGCCUGGGGUUCGUGCAAACGCGCUAUGCCAAUGGCGCGUCGACCAAGUACACGCGCGAGGUCUUGGGGGUGGAAACGCUGUUCGCCAACUCCGGCGUCAAGAACCUCCACGCGCUGGCCGAGCGGCACUUCGAUGUUGGGGUCUACUUCGAGGCCAACGGCCAUGGGACGGUGCUUUUCUCGCCGGCAGCCUGUCGGGCCCUGCUUGAUUUGGCCGCCACUCCGGCCGACCAGGCCCCCCUCCACCAUGCGGCCCGGGCGCUGCUCUCUUUCAGCCGGCUGUUCAACCAGUUCACCGGCGAUGGGAUUGGUCUGAUUUAUGCGGUCGAGGCGGCCCUCCGGGCGCAGGAGGCAUGGCGCGCGCUGGCCACAUGCCUGCCGGCCGGCCAGGGCAUUCCUCCUGGGACUGAGCUUGCCAGCGAUCUGGAUGUCGAGCUCCGCCGCUGGAUCGACCUCUAUCGGGAUUGGCCCUCGCACUUGCAGAGCCUCAAGCUCGACCGCACGAAGUUCCUCACCUCCCCGGAUCAGGAGGAUGUGCUGUGCCAGCCGACCGAGGUGGCCCAGGCCCUGGCGGCUGAGGUGGCCCGACUCAAUGGCCUCAAGACCCGGUGCGGGCUGCCGCUGGUGGCGCGGGCCUUCGUCCGGCCCAGUGGCACGGAGGACAUCGUCCGGCUGUUCACCGAAGUCGGCACCGCUGAUGGCACUGUCACCGGCGAUCUGGCAGACAUUUGCCACGACGCGGCCACUGACCUGGCGCGCAUCAUCGAGGCCACUUUCCGUGGGCUCUUUCUCGGCUAGCUAGGGCUCGCUGGCCCUGAGGCGGCGUAGUCCGUGUGCACAGGGGCCCGGGCGCGG